Molecule: messenger RNA, 2589 nt
Organism: Myxocyprinus asiaticus (Chinese sucker)
Lineage: Eukaryota; Metazoa; Chordata; Actinopteri; Cypriniformes; Catostomidae
Product: coiled-coil domain-containing protein 6-like
Exons: 9
Coding region: 168-1541 (457 amino acids)
Source: RefSeq, a predicted model, not a curated record
CUCCCCAUUCGCCUGCACUUUCAGCACACCCAGUCAUUUCUUGGACCCUCUCUGGACUAGCAACGCUUGCUCGCGUUAAACCCUCGUUUUUUUCCAGGCUCUGAAAGCCACUUCCACUCCACUCGAGCAUCGUCGCGAGCUCUACUAGGCAACGAGCCCUCGACACCAUGGCGGACAGCGAGAGCGACACGGACGGCGCGGGCAGCAGCAGCAGCUCCGCUACCCCGCAGUCCUCCGCUGCCGCCUCCAACACUACUAUGACCACCACGAACACCGCCACCAAAGCGCAGGGCGUCCUGAUCUCCCAGUCCCGGCUGGAGGAGCUGACGAACCGUCUCGCUUCACUACAGCAGGAGAACAAAGUGUUGAAGAUCGAGCUCGAGACGUUCAAGCUGAAGUGCAAAGCGCUGCAGGAGGAGAACCGCGACCUGCGCAAAGCCAGCGUCACCAUCCAAGCGCGGGCUGAACAGGAAGAGGAAUUCAUCUCCAACACUUUAUUUAAGAAGAUUCAGGCUCUGCAAAAGGAGAAAGAGACGCUUGCUGUCAACUAUGAGAAAGAAGAGGAGUUCCUCACCAAUGACUUGUCCAGGAAACUCAUGCAGCUUCAGCAUGAAAAGGCUGAGUUGGAACAGCACUUGGAGCAGGAGCAGGAGUUCCAGGUCAAUAAACUGAUGAAGAAGAUAAAAAAACUGGAGAAUGACACCAUCUCCAAGCAGCUCACUCUAGAACAGCUCCGGCGUGAGAAGAUUGAUCUGGAAAACACUCUGGAACAAGAGCAGGAGGCACUAGUCAACCGUCUCUGGAAACGCAUGGACAAACUCGAGGCCGAGAAAAGGAUUCUGCAAGAAAAGCUUGACCAGCCAGUGUCGGCCCCAUCCUCUCCUCGGGAAGUUUCCAUGGAUAUUGACUCUCCUGAGAACAUGAUGCGGCACAUCCGCUUCCUGAAGAGUGAAGUGGAGAGGCUGAAACGCAGCCUCCGCACUACAGAACUACAGCACACAGAGAAACGGGCUCAGUACAUAGAAGAGGAAAGGCAGAUGAGGGAAGAGAACAUUCGUCUUCAGAGGAAACUCCAGAGAGAGAUGGAGAGAAGGGAGGCGCUGUGUAGACAGCUAUCAGAGAGUGAGAGCAGCCUUGAGAUGGAUGACGAGAGAUAUUUUAAUGAGAUGUCUGCUCAGGGACUGAGAGCUCGUACAGUGUCCAGCCCGAUUCCCUACACCCCCUCUCCCUCUUCCAGCCGCCCCAUCUCUCCGGGUUUGUCGUUCGCAAGUCACACUAUUGGUUUCACUCCUCCAGCAACGCUGAGCCGAGCUCCACUCCCCCACUACACUUCUCCUGGGCUACACAUCCACCCAGUACAGAGGCCAUCCCCAAGGAGAAGUACCAGCCCGGAUAAGUUCAAGCGUCCAACACCACCUCCCUCCCCCAACACACACACUGGGGCACAACACCCUCCUCCUCCACUGCCGCCCGCACAGCCGAUGGUUCAGUCCAGCUCCUCCCAGUCUGUGACAUCAAAGAAUCCCCCCUCUCAGCCUUAAUGCAUGCACCAUGCGCUACCUUAAGCUAGGCUGCUCCAAGCUAGGCGACACUACUACUACAAUGACAACAACUCAGUGUUCCUCCACUGGGCAAAGGUUGGAGAUUGGAGUGGAAAUGGAAGUUGAGAAUUAGAGGAUUGGGACAGUUGAACGAAAGGACUGUGAUUGUGAAAAGUGAGAAUGUGUAGAUGCUCGACAGACUGACUGACCCAUAACCAGCCCCAUGCCAUUAAUUUAGUUAUUCUUACUGUGUUUUUCUGAAAAAUGAUCAAGCUGGUUUGGGAAUGGUUUUAAAGAUCAUUUGAAAGGGUUGUCAAGUAUGUCAGCUGCACAUGUCUACAUUUUGUUUGCAUAAAGUUCUUGGUCUGUGCACUGCCCCCGUUAAAUCUCAACUGUUUUAAACAAUUGACUGCUAAAUUUUCCUUGUAAUAAUUAAAUGCCGUCAUUAGUGAAGGACUCAAUUGGAUAAAUCUUUCCUUUUUGUUUGAGUGCAUCUCCACAUAGGUUCAAGAGGAAGUCCUGAAUCUCAAACAGAAGCAUAUUUGCCAUGGGGCAGCAGUGUAACUUUUUUCCUUUGUUUUAUUGUAUGUUCGUUUUAGUCCGUUUUUAUUUGUAAAACAGACGUGUGCGUGGCUCUUUUUUGGCAGCGUGUAGAUGGUAAAGACAGACUGAAAUGUACUGAUACAGCACUUGUUGCCUUUCGGCAUGUGUAUUAUAGUGUGUGUGUGUGUGUGUGUGUGUGCGUGCGUGCGUGCGUGUGCGCGCACACAGCCAUAGAGGUUUUCCCACGACUGCUGAUUGGGGACCAGUCUCACUGCUAGAAUCCAAACGUGACCCACUACAAAAACAAAGUCAAUACUGGUUUCUGAUCAGCAGCCUGAUGUUUCUCUGAGCCUCACUGUAAAGGGAGAGCUCCUAAUGCUUACUCAGAUAGGGAAUUUUGCUUAAUGACAGUGUCAUUAUACAUGUGAACAUGAACUGACAUGAUGCAACAAAAGGCAUUGUUGAACAAUAAACUCGACAUGAUUAAAUGCUUGUACGAAGAAAA